Messenger RNA from Protopolystoma xenopodis, 498 nucleotides. Lineage: Eukaryota; Metazoa; Platyhelminthes; Monogenea; Polystomatidea; Polystomatidae. The record is from the annotation of a GenBank genome assembly.
AUGCCUGCCCUCCCACAUGUUAUACCCUUUAGUCCCGAGGCAUGCAGACACUCCGGUGGUAGAUGGCAUGCGGAUCUUGUGUCCCAAUCUAUACCACCCUUCAACGCAUUCUGGCUGCAGGUCUUGCUCUUCUCUUGCCCAUCCAAUCCCGUACUGAAGCUCUGCUGUACCUGUCGUCUAACCCAGGCCGCUUCGCUUUCCGGCGAAAAGGGCGACCGGCCCGGCAAGACCUGUCGUCCGCCUGCUUGUCCUGCUUCCACCGCCUGGCCGGUUGCCUGGCCGGCCGCCCGGCAAAAACACCGACAGUCCGGUCAGCCAGCCAACCAGCCAGCCAGCCAGCCAGACAACCAGACGCCCCAACAGCCAAUGGGACAGCCAGGAGCCAGAACAGCCAGUCAGACAGUUGACCAAUCGAAUAGCCGGCCAGCCAGUCAACUGGCCAGACGGAUGGUCAGAGGAACAGCUCAAAAUAUGCUUUCCUAUCUUAACUUUGCUCAA